AUGCCACCUCCUUCAGAACUCUCGUCCCAACCCCGCCGCCGCGGCCUCGGUGACAACGCCCCCAAACCACCCGUCAAGCCCGGCUACUGUCCCGACAUCCAUCUCACGGACGAUCACCCGUGUGCUCCUUCUCCACCGCAGAUCUUCAACUCGUCCAACACCGAGCUCUGGCCCCUCCCCUUGCCAGCCACAGCCCACGAGCAUCAUGAUUUCUUCCCAGAAUGGGAGCACCCGCCCGAGAAACAGCAACAGCCGCAGCCGCAACCGCAACCGCAACCGCAACCGCAACCGCAACCGCAACAACACCCGACACCCCUAAUGUCCCACCACACCGGCCACGGCACCUCCCACUCAGAGCUCACGCGGCUCUCAACCCGCGAAUACGCCCUCCGCGCGGCCGACCCAUCCGACUUCGCGUCGGCGUGGGAGCACACGAUCCUGCCCUUGCUCACCGACGUGAUCAAGAAGCACUGCACGGGGGACUUUGCCGUCGACGUGCACAACUUCCCGGAGCGGUCGAGCGAGGCGGUGCCGCGGGUGAUCUACGUCACGCUGCCGGCGGAUAUGGAUACCGCUACGCUAGAGCCGGCUGUGAAGGAUGAGUUGGAAAAGGUCGUGCCGGAGAGGUUCGGUCCGGUGUAUUUGAAGUUUCGGAAGGGGGAUUUGCAGAGGUCGCAGUGGUGCGUGUGUGAGCCCAAGAACGUGACGUAUAAACCAGAACCUGUCGUCGGCAUGUCGAUUGGGCCCACGCGGGGGCUGGACGCGGCAUCGCUGGGCGGCUUCGUCAGGGUCGGGUCCAAUCUCUACGCCAUGAGCGCCCGCCACGCGUUCGAAGAUUCCAUGAAGACUUGCGAGCUGCGCGUCAGCCACCCGGCCCACCCGGACUUGGCUCUGGUUGUGCCGCCUGACCCCAGAGCUAGGCAGUACAGCAUCGGGAGGGUGUCCAUGUGCUCGCCGUCUGGGACGUACCGGCCGUCGUUGACCUUUCAGGGUGUGGCCGUUCCAGAAUCUCGGAAGAUGGUGGAGAUGGACUGGUGCAUGAAUCGGCGGGUUGCCGUGAGCGAGAUGGCUGUGGUGAAGGGCAACACCGAGGUCUAUGCCAUGGCUCGGACGAGUGGCUAUUCCCUCGGCUUCACGUCCGACGUGCCGGGUGUCCGGAGGUACAAGGGCCAGGAGCGGAGGGACUGGACGGUCCGCCAGUACUCACCCUUCAAACUCCCCAAAGAGGGCCGGGCUGGCUCACCGUGGCAAACGGUAAGACAGUGGGUCACGAGUGGCAUCGGCGUGCCAGGUGAUUCCGGGGCAUGGCUGAUCCAGCGAUCCAACGAUGCCGUCGUGGGGUUAAUUUGGGGUCGCAACCACGACAGCGGGAACCCCCUCGAACGGGUCCGGUUCGCCUACUUUACCCCUAUUGUCGACAUUCUAGCCGACGUGGAACAAAACCAUGCGGAUGGGCAAGAGGUCGCCCUGCCGGUAUACCGGGAUCGGGGAUUACCACGAGACAGCCGGUAUCACAGCCCUCGAGAAACGGUAACGGCGGACAUGUCCCGGGACCCGUGGAACGUAUUUGCCACAGGGUCUAUCCAAGAGCACCGCCAAGUCCAAGUUGACCUCAUCGAGAGUCAGUUUGUCGGUAGCAGCGUGCCCGCGUUGGAGGCGGCAUUCAACCGACGGCUUUCGCCUCUGAACGAGCCCGUCGCGGACGGCCCAUCCGGCCCCCGUGUCGUGGAAGGAUCCAUCCUAGAGGCGGAUCCGCCAACCCCUUCGCCUCGGAGCGAAAGGGGCGGCGGCUCAUUAUCGACAUUGCGUUCCCAGGAAAGGUUGUUACUAGGGAUGGGCGCCCACUCUGCCCGUGACUUGUCCGUGCCGGGGCUCUCGACCACGUCCUCGAUACAUUCAGGCCCCAGCAUGGCGAGCGAUAAGCCCGAGGUUGUCAUUGAGGGUACCGCCGUUCGGGUUGUUGGAGAGCUUGACACCGACGAAGAGAUUGUCGAAAUCGAGGAGCCUAUCCGCGCGAAGGCCUCGUUUGCCCCGAAGUUUCAGGCGCGAUCGGGACGUGGGCGUGUCCUGAUGUGA
Molecule: messenger RNA, 2076 nt
Organism: Chaetomium fimeti
Lineage: Eukaryota; Fungi; Ascomycota; Sordariomycetes; Sordariales; Chaetomiaceae
Exons: 3
Coding region: 1-2076 (691 amino acids)
Source: RefSeq, a predicted model, not a curated record